CGCAAUUACGGCACACGCGGACGUCGCUGCUGAAAUCUCCAUGGAGAUCGUGAAAACUAUGGCGGAGAACGAGGAAGAAACAAAUUUACCCCAGUUUGGGGCCCCAACCCCAAGUGUAACAAUAGACAUGUUAGAGACCCGUCCAAACACUCACAUUCUGCUGGAUUCAGUGACGCCAGCAGCUGCAGAAGGUAUACAUAGAGGAGCCAGUAGGCUAGAUCCUGCAGGCGGUGCUGUGAGCAGGGCAUUGAGUGUCGUGAGUGGAAGCAAUGCCCAGGAAAGUCACAUCUCGGAUAUGAUCAAACGUAUGGAGGAAGAUCCCUUUGAUGAAGACCAGACUGAGCUUCGUUUCCUCCACUCUAAGCCCACAUGCUUCAUUAUCCUGGGUAAACCAGGGGUAGGGAAGACCACCUUAGCCAAGAGGUUAGCCCAGGCAUGGAGAUGUCAGAUGGUGAAUGUCACAGAGCUGAUGCUCCAGCAUAUUGACCUCCAGACGGAGAUGGGUGUAAGACUCCAGGAGAUCCUUCAUAAAGGUGGAGCGGUCCCAGAGGAGCUUGCGGUCAAGCUGAUAGAGGAUAAGAUUAACUCACCAGAGGUGGCACAUCAUGGUUAUGUCUUGGAUGAUUUCCCCUGUGUAAAUGAAGAGUACAUGAAUGUUUCAGAUCAACUAGAAUUUGUCAAGAAUUGGAAACUUAAACCAGAUUUCAUCAUUAACUUAAGGAUACCUGAUGAAGACCUUGAGAUGAGGCGGAUUGGACAACGAGUAGAUUCACUAAACAACACACUGUAUGCACAGGAUGUAUGGAACCCUGAGAAACCAGAACCACAGCAGAAGAAAGGAGGUGGAGGAGAAGAUGAAGAGGAGGAAGAGGAAGAAGAGGAGGAGGAAGAAGAACCAGAAAUGAAUCUAGACCCUGAAAUGGGAGAGGAAGAGAAGAUAGAAUUGACGAUGGAGAUUAUUGAGAGAUUGGUUCAGAGACCUGAAGAUCUGAAGCCCCAUGCUGCUGAGAGUAUCAAUGCUUACAAGGAUAAAUUACUCAAGAUGUUUGAGGAUUAUAUGGCAGAUCAUGAUCAGCAGUAUUUGAUUGAGAUGGACGGGAACAAAACGGCUCCUUUCCUCUUCAGAGAACUCAUGAACAAACUCAAUACCUACAUACUCCGUCGGGCUGCCGUACCAAUCCGCCUCCAGAACGCCGAGGAAGAAGACAUCCCUGAUGAUAUUGAGACAGAAGAACUCAUGAGGACGUUGGGCGGGACCAACAUGGUUGCCCCGAGAUACAGGUGGAGGAGGAGCAAGUGGGCGAGGGCGUGUCCUGUUGAGCUGCAGAAAGGGAAUGUUGUCCAGGGAAAGCCGGAAUUCGCAGUUGGAUUCUUGGAUAAGAUCUAUGUAAUGUCAGGCCCUGAUGCUAUGGAGACCUUCUUGAAGAACCCUCGUCCAUACCUAGUUAGUCCUCAGCCCAGACCACCUUGUAAGCUGUGCGUAGUAGGACCACCUCUUUCAGGGAAGACAUCACUAUGUCAUCUGCUCUCUCACAAGUUCAAUGCUAGGGUACUAGAUGUGAAUGAACUAAUCAAAUCACGGAUGGAGUCUCACAAAGCUAAACAGAUUGAACUAGCUAAACAAGAAGCUAUAGAGUCAGCUGUAGCGACAAUCAAAGCCAAACUCAGAGAAAAGGAAGAAACUGGAUCGGAAGGGGAUGGUCCUGAUGAUCACGAUGAUGCCCCUGAAGAGAAAUCAAGAAUAAAGGCAGCUGAAGAAACGGAAGAAGGAGAGGCAGAGGCUUCAGAGGAGAAAGAAGAAGAAGGCGAGACCACUGCCCAGGAUUCUGUAACAGGAGUGACUGAAGGAGACGGUACAGAGACCAUUGCUGCGUCACAGCAUCCCACCGAAGACCUGUCUACCGUUACCGGGGUUGCUCCUACUGUAUCACAGGAAUCUGAAGAUGUGGAUGAAAACCACCCAGAGGUGAUCCAAAUGGUAGAAGCUGCAGUAAAGGAAGCUGAGAAGCUCUCCUACCCCAUUGGUGCUGAUCAAUAUGUAGACUGUGUAGAGGAAGCAGUAGUUGAGAUACAUAGAGAACUCAGAAAGAAAGAUCCUAAUGGACCUAGUGCCGGUGGAUGGAUCAUUGAUAAUUUCCCUCAAUCCCGGGACCACUGGACAGUCUUGCUUGACCGUGGUCUGGCCCCUGAUGAAGUCAUAUGCCUCAAGGACAGCAGCGAUAACGGUCUUUACCUGAUGAAGCGAUGGUACAGACUCAACAGAGAUGAGGUGGACACCAAGGCGAGAGAGAGGAAAGAAGCGGAAGAGAGAGAGAAACAAAGGGUCUUAGAAGAUGCAAGUAAUACAUCUAGGGACCCUACUGGUAGUACUGGACUCAACAGGAUACAAGAGGAACUUGAGAAGGAAGAAGCGGCUAAAGCAGCAGCAGCAGCGGCAGCAGAGGAAGGUGGUGAUGAAGAUGCAGCGGCAAAAACGCAGGAAGAGAAACCUGAAGGAGAGAAAGAAGACGGAGACCAAGAGGGAGGAGAAGCAGAAGGAGAAAAGGAUGGAGAGAAGGAUGGAGAGGCAGCUGGAGAAGGAGGAGCAGGAGGUGGAGAGGAAGGAGAAGCUUCUCCCACUUCUGGUGGAGGGGUGGAGGGUGAUGCAGCACCGGGCGUGUCUGAUGGCGAACAAAAACCCAAAGAAGGCACCACAACCGAUGCAGACCCUACUACUACUGUAACUUCUUAUGAAGAGAAAGCUAAGACUGAGGAAGAAGAAGAAGAAGAGGAACAACCUCCUCCCAUCCCCAUCCCUGAAGAAGAUCCUCUUCCUCCCGAUGGUCCAGAGACGAGCAAGUUCAAAGAUCAGAGGAAUGAGUUUGAGAGGGAGUGGCCGUCCAUCCAAGCUCUUCUCACAGGGACUAUCAACCUUGAACCGAUCCAGAUUGAGAUUGAGAAUAAGAAGACUGAGGAUAUCAUCAAGGAAUCACACACCAUGGUGGAACAACCAUACACCUAUAGACCAUGGGAGUAUAGUAGUAUUGAUAUGGAUGAAGAGGAUGAAGAUGCAGCGGCUGAAGCUGAUGAGGAAGGAGAUGAGAUGGAGGAAGAAGAGGAUGAAGAAGUCACUAAGAAUAAGAAGAAGCAGUUUGGUGAUACCAAGCACUUCUGUCCUGUAGCAUUGAAGGAGAAGUUUGUUUUAUGGCCAGGUAACCCAGAGAUAGCAGCUAAAUACAGGGAGAAGGUCUACUACUGUUCCAACCCAGAGGCUAGGGAUAAGUUCAUCGCUGAACCAACCACGUUUGUGGCUAAAGGAAGGCCGUUUCAGCCUCCUCCUGUGCGGCUGUUAAUGCUUGGCCCCAAGGGUGCAGGCAAGUCCCUCCAUGCCAGAGCUAUGGCAGACAAACUAGGCCUGUUCCACAUCAGCUUCAAAGAUCGGCUUCAGGAACUCAUCAUCAAGAAGACCAAGAAGAAGAUAGGACCAGAGUUUGAAGAGGAGGAGGAGGAGCCAGAAGAGGAAGAGCCAGAAGAAGGACAGAAGGAUGGAAUACCAGUUGUAUCAGAACCAAAUGAUGCUGCUGCUGCAGAACAGACUGAGGAGGACAAUGAAGAAGGGGGAGAGGAGGAGCAGGAGGUGGAGUUGAAUGAGUUUGAAGAGAACAUCAAGGGUAACCUGAUGGGUGAUGAAUCACUCAGCAUAGACUCACUGGAGAAGAUUAUACCAGACUGGUGGAAUCUAGAACCUUACAAAUCAACUGGUUUCAUCUUAGAAGGGUUCCCUCGCACCUCUGAGGAAGCUCAAUUCAUGGCUGAAAACGGUCUCUUCCCGGACGCUGCUAUCCUGCUCAAUGUAGAAGAUUCAGACAUCACAAGCAGAUUGCUCCCGCCCAAGCUGGAGAAGUGGCGCAAGCGACGGGAUCGCAGGGUGGCCAGGAGAGAGAAGCGUAAGGCCAAGAAGAAGAAGGAGCGAGAGGAGGCGAUCAAGAAGCGACGUCAAGAACUCAUCUCAGAGGCGGAUGAUAGGAAAGCAAAGAGACAGGCAGAGUUAAGGGCUCAGAGAGCGGCAGAUAGAGACAGUGAUGACUCCGAACCAUCAGAUGAAGAAGGAUUUGAUGAUGAAGAAGAGGAAGAUAUCGAGGCCAUGCUGGCUGAAGAGUUUGAAGAAGAGGAGGAAGAAGAGGAAGAGGAGGAGGAGUUGGAAGAAGACGCCAUUGAGAGACUGAAGAAUGAAAUUGGUGAGGUGUAUGAUGACGAUACAAGUCGCAUCUCAGGCUUACAGGAAACUCUUGAAGAGAUCAUGAUCCCUCGGAUGGAACUGAACGGAGGUCGCAAGCCUCACAUUGUCCGCUUCACCCUUGAGCAGAGCCUGAGACCCGUCCAGGAGUUCAGAGAGAGUCUCUUUGAGAAGGUGUAUCCGAUCAGAGAGAUGGUAGCUAGGAAGAUGCUUCAGAUUGGUUAUAAACAUCAGUCAAGGUUUGGAAGAUGGUGUCCUGUUAAGCUGCUGGAAGGAGACUGUAUACAACCAAUGCAGGGUCACACCUACCCAACGUUCCCAGCGGUAUACCGUCAGCACAUUUACUUCAUGUCAACCCCUCAAGCUAGGGAGGAGUUUGUCAUGCAUCCAUUGAAGUAUCUGAAGCAACCCUCUCCCAAGCCUGUAGUACCGGUUAGGAUGGCCAUCAUUGGACCACCAAAGUCUGGAAAAACUUCAUUGGCUAAUCGGUUUGCAUCAGAUUACGGUAUGAUGAGACUGUCAAUCGGUGAAGCAGUCAGGUUCAUCUUGACCCAACAACCCAAGACACAGCUUGCUAAACUAAUCAAUGCUCAGAUCAAGAAGGGUAUCCCACUUCCUGAUGAACUUGCCAUUCGAGCCUUAGAGGUCAAUCUCCUGGAUACAAGGUCAUCGACCAGAGGCUACGUCCUUGAUGGUUACCCAGUCACCAAACACCAGGUUGAUCUAAUGACAGAGCAUGGUAUUAUCCCAGUGGUUAUUCUUGAGCUUAGUGUUGAUAGCAGGGAACUCAUGGUCAGAGGAAUGAAAGAUAGACAUUCUUCAGAAAGGUUGUUACCGCUCCAUGACAGCGCUCAGAUCUUAGCUCUGAAGAUUGCUGCCUGGCAGAAAGAGAUUACAUCUGUGAGGGAGUAUUACAAAGAGACUCAUAAGAACUGGGUCAGUGUGACAGGAGAGAAGUCUAAGUGGUGGGUUUGGAACAGAGCUGCCGACCAUUCUAAGGACAGCGUUCGUAGGAUACAAGACUAUCUGCAGAGGAUAUCAGAGGGCAAGGCAGCAUCCAUUGCCGACAUGUGCAUCACUCCAAAGGAGUUCUUCUCCCGUCUUGGUGACUUUGGCCAGUACUGUCCAGUCAGCCUGGCCAAAGAUGGUGAGCUGGUGGACUGCGCUGGACAGAUCAACCUGGACAAUGCUGCAGAGUUCCGUGGUCGCUACUAUAAGAUGGAGAACCCUGAGAAGGUCAAGGAGUUCCUGGCCAGACCAGAGCUCUAUGUGCCACCUCAAGCUCCGAGGGCGUUACCUCCUCCAGAGCUCCUACCUAAGAGGAGAACAGCCAUGGAUGCUAAGAAGAUGUUUCCUAUGCAGAUUGAGCUGCAGGGAUACUGUCCUGUUACCUACCUGGAUGGGAAGCUUAGGUAUGAAGCAAUCCUUCCAGGCAACCCAGAUCUUAUUGUAGAGUACAGGGAAAGGAUGUACUGCUUUGAUUCUGAAGAAAAACUGCAGAAAUUCAUGAGGUAUCCUGAACGUUACUACAACCUGAAGUUACCUCACAAGUUACCCCCCAGGAAGGACCCUCUCCUAGUUACCUCACUGCCUAUGUUAGGUUACAUGGAACAAACAAUCUCAACGGCCAUCACCAAGGCUCUUACUGCAACAGGGUGCUUCAAACCAAAGUUCCCCUUCGUCUCACCCUCAAGAUCAGCGUUGCUAUAUCUGGCAUUCCAUCUCAAAGCAUACAACCCCAAGAGCUCCGACUAUGUCCGCAAGAAGUACCGCAAGAAACUGGACCAAUUUGAGGAGCACUGUGAACUCAUCCGUUACCUAGGCAACCAGAUGGGACCACGAUCCCGUAGUCCCGAAGAGCUUCCUAUUGACUUUGAUCACAAGAUGCUUCUCUUUCUCAAUCUGAAAGGAAGAGAGCCCACACCAUCAACAUUGGUCGCUAUGUAAAUGCUCACGUUCUGAAGGGACACAUCUAUGUGUAUUCAGAGAUGCUCAGAUCCAUGUACGUCUGCCAAUAGGAUUGAUUCAAGCAAGUUUAAAGCCUUUGAAUGCAGAUGUCCUGAAAAUGGCUCAAUCCCUACAAUUGUUUGAAUUAUAAUUGCCUGUGAGGGGACAUUUAAAGUGUCUAAAACUGAGUUGAACUGGAAAAAAAAAGAUAUUAUGAAAACAGCCUCUACUCGACACUUAAAUUUGAUCUGUUGCAGAAUUACUUUUCUGGUAUAUAUUUACAUUUUCUUUUGAUAGACUGAAGUUUAGAAAGGGCUUAUGUUCUUUGAGCCAAAGUCAAGCAAGAUUUGAAGCUAUUUAGAAGAAAUGAGAAAUUCUUGAAGAUUGUUUUAUCUGUAUGCUUAUUCAAACUUACAAGCAACAUGACUUCUGCAGAUUGUAACUACACCUUAACAGAUUCGAAACUGAUUUCUAUUGUCUUUAAGAUCUCUGGAUUGAAAAGUCAUGUAUCUUACAUUGGCUCUUGUCAAAGUUUCAUUUAUGUUGCUAUUUUAUAUUAUUUGCAUCUACCACCGAAAAGGCAUCUUCCAAUAUUAUAAAGGUGCACACUGCUCAUUCUUACUCUGUAAACAUACAUGCGAGCAUGUACUUCCAUGACAGGAUUAUGGAAAUUACCUAAUAGGUAAGAACUUUCAGGCAAAGGGAUCAUAAUGCGUAAGGUAUUGCUUGAAGAGAAUGACUGAAAGGUUUAUUUUAUGUUUAGUGCAAAGACUUUUUCAUAUUCUGCCACUGUGAAACAUGGCUGUCUUGCAAAGGAUAUGCAUCAUAUUUAUUGAAGAAAAAAAAAAAUCUUUAAUAGAGGUGCCUUUAUUUCUCUUGGACAAUUCAUCCUAUUAUGUUAUUACAAAUUGAAUAAAAGAUUUAUGAUUCAUAUUCAUUUUGACUAGCUUUCAUUCCGUCCUCAUUUCCACCUUAUACAAAUGUGUGUGUCCAUUGUCGAUUAUAUGCAAAUUGUACCAACUGUUUUCACCACAAAUGCAACUGCAAUAUACUUAUAUUUCAUCUUGUGCUUUUAUUGAAGAUUUCCACUAGAGGUGCCAUCAUUUAUCAACGAAUUGAUAUACUGUGUACAUGACCUUAUAAUUCUUUUGAUAUUCAAUAAUGAUAUUGAUACUGUGCAGCUUUUUUUUUUAUUGUACUAGAAAUUUCCAGGAGCUUGUUGCAGAAAGAGCUGUAUUUAAUUGCAACUAAAAGAUUAAUUCACAAGUCCCAAAUACAUGGUUGUGAUUGGGUGUCAGUCAAGUUGUGUUUAAUUACAACUCUUUCUGAAACAGGCCCCAGAUUCUUGUCUGUGAUUCACACAGAUUGAUAAAAUCAAGCAUGUCAAGAAAAUCUAGAAUAUAGCAGUUAUCUCUUCUAAAAUGGAAAGAGAAGGUGGAUGUAAUCUUAUAUGAAUAAGAUACAAUUCUACUCAAAAAGCAACCUAAGCAAGAAUCACUCUGUAAUUGUAUAUUAGGACGCACUCCAAUGUUGCCUACAACUUGUAAAGUGAAUAUUUCUUGUCACUUUGAACAGAGUUGUUGAUAUAUUUAUCAUUUUUGUAUUUUAGAUAAUAUGUAUAAUUGUAAAUAACAGACAUUAUGGAAUGUUAUUCUAUAUUAUAGAGUUAAAAAAUUGUAAUUCUGUGUCAAGAAUUUCUUGUAAAGAUAUUUUGUAUUUUGAUGUGUUUUUGUAAAUAUUUGAAAUGACUAUGUAAAUUUGAAUUAUCACUUGUAAUAAAUUUCAAGAC
Molecule: messenger RNA, 7952 nt
Organism: Lytechinus variegatus (green sea urchin)
Lineage: Eukaryota; Metazoa; Echinodermata; Echinoidea; Temnopleuroida; Toxopneustidae
Product: adenylate kinase 9-like
Biological process (GO): CDP biosynthetic process; UDP biosynthetic process
Cellular component (GO): nucleus; cytoplasm
Molecular function (GO): ATP binding; UMP kinase activity
Source: RefSeq, a predicted model, not a curated record